This is a messenger RNA of Rhineura floridana, 7886 nucleotides long. It is a transcript of the gene MOCOS, whose product is annotated as molybdenum cofactor sulfurase. Gene Ontology annotation, biological process: Mo-molybdopterin cofactor biosynthetic process. Lineage: Eukaryota; Metazoa; Chordata; Lepidosauria; Squamata; Rhineuridae. Gene Ontology annotation, molecular function: molybdenum cofactor sulfurtransferase activity; molybdenum ion binding; pyridoxal phosphate binding. The record is from RefSeq and is a predicted model, not a curated record. The coding region runs from base 122 to 2710 and encodes 862 amino acids. The transcript is spliced from 15 exons.
GAGCCAGAGGGCCCGGGGCCUGCCUCUCCUAUAAGCCGAGCUGCCUUCCUGGUUUGUGCUGGGCGGGUUCACUUGCUACCCAUCUCGCGUUUCAAGGAGGCUCGCUCGCACUUUCGGCGCAAUGGCUUUGGAGCGGUGGGGAGAGCUGCUGUCUUUCCAGGCUUUCCAAAGCAGACUCCCCCCGGGUGCCGCGUAUGGCUACGGCGGGGAGAGCCCACAGGGGCUGUUUCAGAGGGAGUUCGCCAGGCUAGGAGGAAUUACCUACCUUGACCAUGCAGGCACAGCCCUAUUCCCACAGAGUUUACUAAAAGCCUUCACUGAUGACCUCAAUGAAAAUGUUUAUGGGAACCCUCACAGCCAGAACAUCAGCAGCAAGUUGACAUAUGACACAAUUGAACACGUCCGAUACAGGAUAUUACAGCACUUCAAUACCUCUGUAGAAGACUACACCGUCAUUUUCACUUCAGGCAGUACAGCUGCACUCAAACUUGUUGCAGAGGCUUUCCCCUGGAUGCCUGAAACACUAGAGGAUCCUGGCAGCCGGUUUUGCUACCUCACAGAUAGCCACACAUCUGUGGUGGGCAUGAGAGGGAUCACUGACAGAAUGAAUGUCUUGUCUAUUCCUGUGAAACCAAAGGAUAUGUUGUCAGGGGCAGAUGACAUGGUGACUGAAGAGAAGAGCUGCAGAACAUCUCACCUUUUCUGUUACCCUGCUCAGAGCAAUUUUUCAGGGACUAGAUAUCCCCUUGCAUGGAUAGAAGAGAUAAAAUCUGGGAAGCUCCAUCCUGUCAAGGUCCAAGGGAAAUGGAAUGUACUCUUGGAUGCAGCAUCUUAUGUCAGCACCUCUCUGUUAGACUUAAGCGUUCAUCAAGCAGACUUUGUCCCCCUGUCAUUCUAUAAAAUGUUUGGAUUCCCCACUGGAUUAGGUGCCCUGCUGGUAAAAAAUGAAGUUGCUUCUUGCUUGAGGAAAAUUUAUUUUGGAGGGGGAACUGCAGCUGCCUACCUUGCAGGAGAGGAUUUCUUUUCACCGAAACAAAUAGUGGCUGAAAGGUUUGAGGAUGGAACCAUUUCUUUCCUUGAUAUUAUUGCACUAAAGCAUGGAUUUGAUGCCUUGGAAAGACUUACAGGUGCAAUGGAGAACAUAAAACAACAUACAUUUGCUUUAGCUCACCACACCUAUACAGUCCUCUGUGCAUUAAAGUAUCCUAAUGGGGCACCUGUUGUGCACAUUUACAGUGAUACGGACUUCAGCAGCCCAGAUGUGCAGGGUCCAAUAAUUAAUUUUAAUGUAUUGGAUGAAAACGGAGAUAUCAUUGGUUAUUCACAGGUAGACAAGUUGGCUGGGCUCUACAACAUUCACAUACGCACAGGAUGCUUUUGUAAUACUGGAGCUUGUCAGCAGCAUUUGGGGAUCAGCAACGAUGACAUCAAAAAGAACCUGCAGGCUGGUCAUGUUUGUGGAGAUGACAUAGAUGUAAUCGAUGGACGUCCCACUGGGUCUGUGAGAAUCUCAUUUGGCUAUAUGUCUACAUUUGAAGAUGUACAAGCCUUUCUCAAGUUCAUUAUAACCACCAGGCUCUUGGGCUGCAACAUGGUUAAUUUUCCAUCUCCAAAAGAUACCAUUUCAGAACUGAUAACAACUCCCAGGGAGAAUGGUCACAAUUGUGUGAACAACAGUGCAAACACGCUGCCUCAAAAUAGGAUCAUCGGGGACUUUCAGCUUAGUACCAGUCCUGCUUCCAUGAUGAUGCCAAUCAGUCCACAUUCAGAAAGGGGCAUGGCUUUGGAGAAUUCAACAAAAGAAAUGCCAAGUGACAGAAAGCCAGUUACUGUCACCAACAUUUAUCUCUAUCCAAUCAAAUCAUGUGCUGCAUUUGAGGUUAUGCAGUGGCCCAUCGGAAACAAAGGUUUGCUUUAUGAUCGUAACUGGAUGGUUACAAAUCAGAACAGAGUUUGCAUUACUCAAAAGCAGGAACCAAAACUCUGCCUUGUGCAGCCCUUGAUUGACCUGGAGAAAAAUGUGAUGAUCAUCAAAGCAGAAGGGAUGGAUCCCAUAUCUGUAUCCUUAGAAGAAAACAGUGAAAGUCUGACUCAGACCUGCCAAAGUAAAGUCUGCUCACACAGAGUGCAGACAUAUGAUUGUGGAGGAAGAGUGGCUGAUUGGUUUUCUGAGUUUCUUGGCCGGCAGUGCCGUCUGAUCAGGCAGAGUUCAGACUUCAAAAGAAAUGCUAACAAGAAAGAUGAAAAAGGAGAGACCUCAGCUGUAGCUGCCUCACUCUCUCUAGUAAAUGAAGCACAAUACCUCCUGAUAAAUAGAACAAGUGUUUUACAGCUGAGAGAUCGGGUUGCUGCAAGACUAGGUGAAUCACUUCCCCCCCAGGAACUCGUCCAUCGCUUCCGUGCCAACAUUGUUGUCAGCACAGACGAGCCGUUUGAAGAAGAUCUGUGGGAGGAGAUUACAAUUGGCACUCUGCAUUUCAAGGUUAUUGGGCCAUGUCACAGAUGUCUGGUUAUCUGCAUUGAUCAAAAAACUGGAGAACGAAACAAGGAAUUUCUUCAGAGCCUGUGUGCUACUAAAGAUAAAAAGACUAAAUUUGGAAUAUACCUAAUGAAUCAUCCUGAGAUACAGUUCUCCCUUCCAGAUACCUUGUCAGUGGGAUCUCCAGUAUUUGCAGCAGUCAAGAACAUAAUCACAUUUGCCAUCCACUGAAGAGCAAACAUCAAGAUGACUUCUCAGCUAAGCCUGCAUAUGGAGCUGUCUUUCAGUUUAUUCAUAUUUGUUCUAAACAGCGACAGUCUUCCCCAAUACUAUUAGUAAAAUUUCAAUUGUAUGUAAACAUUCAGAAAUUAUAUGCUGCAGCUCAUCAAGCGGAUCACUUCUUCCAGCUCUGUAUAGUUGAUUUUGUGUGUGUGCAUAGGACAGGAUCACAAGAGACUUGUUGCAGGGCGAUGAUGCCAAGUAGUAAAUUUAAAACCAUCAAAACAGCACUUCACAAGUUACAUGCAAAAUAUGGGUUGUAAUAUUGAUUUCUUUGGGGUGUUUUUCACUUGAUCACACAAAGGUAGGAGACAGGAUAACAUGAAUGGGAUAGAAGAAUCCAAGAAAAUGAUACAGUUCUAUGAAGUUGCUGGAUAUCAAGUUAAGUUUCUCAAAAAGAAAAAGGUACAGGAUACAACAUAGGGGUCCCCUGUAAACUGGAUAGAUGGGGCUCUUAAACUGUUGCGUGUGUAUUCUGGAAUGAUAGACUGAAAUUGCUGUUUAUACAUCAUUAACAUGGAAAUGAAUGUAAUCUUUUGAGAAGCUAUCCCAGUCCCAACAUCAUCGCUCCACCCUUGUUUCACAUUCUUGUUCAUGCUGGACUGGAGUAACAGAUGAAAUCCCAGAAGCUGGCUUUAAUACAGUAAGUGGGACCUGCAACAAACUGUUGCAGUGUAGAGGCUCCUGAUUAGGUUUAUAGCCAGAUACUCCAUUCUAUUCCUCUUCCUUGUGGUUUUCCAUUCCCCCCCUCUCCCAACAGUCAGUUUUGUGCCCACUGAGUGUGUCAUUGGACUAAGGCUAUGGUCCCCUUAAGGUUGCUUUUCUAAAUAUUUUUGUAUUUCUGUAAACCUUGGAGUUUCUCCAAACCUGCUGAUACCUUCCUGUUAUUGUAUGUGUGGAUGCUGCUGCUUUGACUACAUAAAGAUCCACACUCAGAUAAUUGAGCUUGCUGUUAGUAUAUGGAAUUACAAAAAUGAUUUAAGACUCAUGUGCUCUGAUCCAAAGGAAACCAAAUUUAGAUACUGCUCCUGCUGAAACUUUUCACCACUGAAGGAAGUGGUGAGCAUGCAAUAAUAUAGAGAGACAGGUGUCUAGCUUGCAUAAACACAGAGUUUGCACAAUUUGUAAUUAAUACUUGCAGUCAGAAGGAUGAAAAUAUUGCCUUGUUAUUUCCUCCUAUCAAAAUCUGUAAUUGCUUCAUCAUUUAAUUUCCUUCCAUACCAUAAAAAUAGCGCUUUAUUUUGUGUGUCUAUGCACUUGUGGCAAUUCAAGCAUGAGGAGGCCUGCUGUUUUGUGACCCUGAAAUGAUCUUUGACUUAUCUCUCCUCUGGCAAUAUAUUUGCACAGUGAAGAGUUGUCUUUGAAUAUUGUGCAAAGGUUACAAAAGAAAGCAGCGCAGUGCACUGUUAGCACCGAUUCACACUUUUUCAAGGAGAGGUACCAAAAAUGUGUUAUAUACAAUGAAAAACUAAAGUGUGAACAAGUUAUUUUCAAGUUAUAGGUCACACAUGCACUAUUUGUGUCUGAUCUGCAUAACUUCAUUUGGACUUGGAGAGCUUGGUUUGUUUGUAAUUCUCUGUCAAGUCAAGUGUUCUUUGGGUGGCAAACCCAGAUGUGCUGCUGUGCAUCAUGUGAAACCAUCCGGAAGGCAUAACCCCAUGUUCCGUUGAAGAGGCUGACAAUCUCAAUUUCUGUCAUAAUACCUUUCCUCAGAGUGACAAACAAUUUUAUUAAUGCAAUGUGAUACUGUAUGAUUUUUUCAGAAAUGUAUAUAUCGAGGUGGUUUUCUUUAAAAGCUUACAGAAGUGUUCUAAUUUCAUAUUUAUUUUCCACAUGAUGCUCUGUAACCUGGACUGUCACUGGUACGAAAGAAAGCUUCCAUUUUACUUACCCCAGUAAAAAAAAUUUACCUCAGAGCCAAUGGCAUAAACUAUAAUGUUGGUUCUAGAAACUGGACUAGCGCUUAACAUCAUUUUUGCAAGGCAUUUAAGGGUUGAGAUGCACAUUAUGAGGGAACACUGUAAUAAAAGUAGUGAUAAAUAUUUGUAGUACUAAUGUGGGGGCAGGGUAGAAUCAGCAGGUAGGAAGGGGUCUGUUUAACCCUUCCUGUAACUGCUGGUUUUUUUUCCUGCAAAUGCCUUCUGCUGUCUGUUUUUAACCUGGUCCCCCACCCCCAGCUGGGAUCUGAGAUCAGAAAUAAGAUGAUUAGGAGGACAUUAACCUGGCGUGGGAGGAGAACUCAUAGGUGCAGAAGAGAGAAGCUGCCUGCCUGCCAACAGAUGCCACUCCACAGCCUAAUUCAUGCAUUUGUAACUGUGUUUCUGUACUUCCAUGUACAAUAUAAUACUUGAUCUCUGAAAAACUCAAAUAGGCUCGGUAAUGUAUCUAUUAGAACAUCUAAAAUAUUAAAUGUAAUGUUAUUAUAUAAUAGCUAGCAAUCAUAAAACAUUAUUAAAAACCAUCAUAUAUGGCAAUAAAAUAUCCUUAAUACAUUCCUUGCAUUCAAAUUCUAAAUCUUUCCCAAACGCGUUUCAACCAAGGUCUUCUUCAGUGGGUACUUUGGAUUUUUGAUAGCUGGAUGUUCCUGAGCUCCAUAGGCAUUUUUAGAUCUUGUAUAUAAUAAAUCUGACCUACACCAUAUAUUGUACAAUCUGUAUCUUGCUUAGUCUUUUAAUUUGAUGAAUGAAUAAUAAACUCCUUGAAGAUGAGGCCUCUCAAAUACAAUAGAAUUAUUUCAUUAGCACUAACAUGUAAUAUAGACAGAACAGAUCAUAUUUCAGUAUUUUAAGAAUCGAGAAAACUCUCUUCAGAUAUUUAGAAAUCAGUUCACGUGGAAUAGCCAGGACUCUGCUAGGCAGAAGAAAUGAUGACCUGGUGUAUCUUCCUGGUUAUGCUUCUCAUGAGCACAGAAGCCUGUUUUUCAGCCAGAGUGUUAAUGUGAAUUGCCACUGAUAAAUGGCUGUAACAUCUAGGAAUGUGCCAAAUCAGACAUGGAUUCCUCUAUGUGGCUGUGUCCUCAAGAGAGAUUGGGUUUGCUUAUGUGGAACAAUACAUAAAUAGCACUGUUAGUUCUCGUAGGUAUCAUAUAUAUGUAAAAAUGUCCAUUACUAGACCUGUGAAUCAAUACUCUACAAGGGCUACUAUAAUGUUUAACAAGAUAAUUUAAGCAGAACCAAAGGGCUUUAUUUUAUUUAUUUGAUUUAUAUCUUGCCCUUCCUCCCAGCAGGAGCCCAUUGUCCUGAUAGUCAAGAAUUCAAAACAUUUCCAAAGUUUUAAGGAUAGACACACUGAACUCAGGACUUGUCCCCGUUAAUGGGAACAGUAAAAAUACAUGAAUGUAACUUCAGUGCAGUUUAUUGUUUUUGUAUCCCAAAUUCUCUGCCACCACGUUAUUUAAUCUUUGUAUCAGUAGUUUUCAAACUUUAAUAUUUCAAUCAGUUUGUCUGCUGAGGACCUCCUGAACAUCUGUGAUGGAACAUCUCUGUGUUGCAGAGGAUUUGGGAGCAUGCUGUAGGGUGCACAUUCAAUUUGCAUAGGAUACAGGCCAAGCCUGUUAAGUCCAACAGUCAGCUGCCUCAACUGAGAGUGCACCUAGAACAUACCCAACAACACUACCAGUUUUCACCUGCAUUGUGAGCCUAAAGGAGAGGUGGGUUACCUGUCUUUCAAGGAAGUCUGUAUGCUAUUAUUGAACCUCUCACAGAAGAACACCUGAUAAGCUUCUGAGAAGCACAGCUUGAAAAUCAUUGUUUGAGAUGGGGUGGUGUUAACAGAAGACAGAGAGAAGGUGGAACUACUCUUGUUUAACCUCAGUCUUCUCCAGCAAAAAAAAUGUGCCCAAUCUAGUAAAAGUAGAACAAAUAAUAUAAGGAGGAACUUACAGCCCAGGACAAAUAAGGAAAUUGUCAGAGAACACCUAUCUGCUUUAAAUGAGUUCAGCUCUCUAGGUCCACAUGAAUUCCAUCCCAGGCUGUUGACAGAGCUUGUGGAUGUUUCAGAGCUGCUAGCUAUAAACAGAAUUCUUGGUGUCAGGUGAGAUUUCAGAAAACUGCCAAUGGGCAAAUGUAGCCCCAAUUUUCAAAAGGAAGGGAAGAUCCAGGAUACUACAGAUUAGUCAGCUCUAUAUUGAUAGAACAUAUUAAUUAAGCAGUCUGUGAACAUCUUUUAAAAAAUGUGUUAAUUACUAGAAACUACCAUAGGUUUAUCAAGAAUAAAUCAUGCCAAACCAACCUUAGCUCCUUUUUGAUACAGUUAUUUACUUUGACAGAUCAUGGGAAUGUCGCAGACAUAGUAUAUCUUUAUUUCAGCAAAGCAUUUGACUAAGGCUGCAGUCCAAUGCAUGUCUAGUCAGAUGUAAGCUCCAUUGGAUUCAAUUGGACAUACUCCCAGGUAAUUGUGUAUUGGAUUGCAGCCAAAGUCUCCCAUUAUUUUCUUAUUUUCUCCUUCCCGCCAUUAUUAUUAUUUAUUUCAUUUGUUAGUGGCCUCAUACUCCACAGUCUCCAGGCCAGUCUUUCCUCUCUCACUCAUCUCUGCCUUUCUCCUUCCUGAUGCAUGCACUGUUCCUGUUCUUUCCUUGUUCAUGACAAGGCGUCACCACCACAAGUACAAAACAAUACAAGAUUGUGUCCUUCACUUGCAGUACUCAAGGACUGUUUAGCUUUCUAUUUGUCAAUGGGACUUCUGCCUAAACAUACAGUUUGUGCAAUCCUAUGCAUGUUGGUUCCGCUGUGUUCAGUGGGGCUUACUCCCAUGUUCGUUUGCAUAGCAAUGCAGUCUGUGUAUGGAGAGUUUUCAUGCAUUCAUCUGUUGUGUCACAAGUAGCAUAGUUAAUUCUUUACCUAAUUUGUGGAAUGACACCGGAUUUCCCCAGAGGUAUUUUACAAUAAUCUGGAGCUUAUUAAGCAUAAAACGAAGAAUAUGUCAGAAAAAACUGGUUGUGACACUUCACUUGAGUGGCACACUUGACCCAAUUGGAGUAAUGAAAUGGAAUGCAGAGCUUUACAUAGCUACAGUCUGGACACAAUGCUGAGAAAAUGCCAAGUACUAAAUUGAGAUAUACUUUUUAUCCAUGUGAUAAACUAGAUUUGUGUACUGUUGUUUAAACAAAAUCAUUUUACUGUAUGUCAAU